Molecule: messenger RNA, 5354 nt
Organism: Manis pentadactyla (Chinese pangolin)
Lineage: Eukaryota; Metazoa; Chordata; Mammalia; Pholidota; Manidae
Gene: BTBD10
Product: BTB domain containing 10
Exons: 9
Coding region: 2440-3867 (475 amino acids)
Biological process (GO): positive regulation of phosphorylation
Cellular component (GO): cytoplasm
Molecular function (GO): protein binding
Source: RefSeq, a predicted model, not a curated record
UUUCCCAAACCUUGUACAGAGAAGCUUUUUAUUUUUUUCUUCAUGUACAAGUCUACUCACACCCUUUUUCCUCGGGAAUGGGGUGCAGGGAGGGGAGACAUCGCUUAGUAAUUUGUUAGUGCGGGAACAAUGUGACCAUCCUUGGACUUCACAGAUUUUCUACUUCUCUUUUCUCCUUGUUUUGAGUCCAUGACAAGUCAUUAGUCCGGAUAUGCUAAAGAUACAACCUCACUUGCUUGUCACUUUGUGCAUUUUUUUCAUCUUUAAGAACCUUUAUGCUUUUUCUCUAAAGGCACAGUCUCAGUGAAGCAGCAGAGUAUAUUAAUUUUAUUUGGACAAUUGGGUACACCCUUCACCCCCCCCAGAUUUGAUCAAGACUUUUUAGAGAGGAGAUUAGGGGUAAAUUUUGAAUGAAAUAGACAGUAGAAAUUGGGAUAAGAGAUACAAUAAGAAAUGUAGCCAUAAGGGCCAAAAAAGUUUGUGUACUAAAGAGCCCAUCCAGGACUGAAGGCCAAGCCUUGUAAAUGAAAACCGCAGUUGUCAUUUGAAUAUAAAGUGGAAAGCAGUAAAAAACACUUGGGAAAGGAUUUGAUGGUGAAUUAAGACCGUUACAAAAAAGUGUUUGAGGGUAAUUAUUUUUGUAGGUGUAAAUGUAUUUCAUGUAUUUCUCUAACAUUUCUCAGAGUUUAUGACCUAACUGCCAUUGUUACAUAUAAAAAAGUGGGAAGGGAGAUUCUGAAGAAUGGAGUGUGGUAGGGAACCAUUUAACAGUGUUCAAUCUGGAAAGCAUUCAACAUCUCAGCAGUGUUUUUGAGUUCUUUCACCCUUUUUUUCUCUCAAAAAGCUUUCAGUGGGCUUUUUACCUUCUUUAUGUCACCUUCCACAAGUCUGAAUUUUUUUCUUUCUCACCUGUUCUUCUAAGCCUUGUGAUAAUUUAUUAAUUAUGAAGUUUGAAACUAAUUCUGAAUUAUGAAACCAGUAAGGUUUGCUUUGUGGCUUUUUAUAUUUAGGUGAUUUAGUGAAGUACGGAGGUGGAAAAUAUUAGGCACCUUUCAAAGGAAUAGGUUAUGAAUAGCAUGCUCACAUGACUUCAGGUACUAGGCAGUUGAAAAUGGAAAAGAAUGAAAUGCACUAGAGAGUUUAUGUCUCAUCUGAGAGGGACAUCUAGUUCUCAGGUCCACCUGAUUAGUGCCAUACAUGAUUAUGGGCCCAGUCUUCAACCUUCUGAGAGAACAUAGGAAAUCUAGAAUUUUGAUUGCUGUCUCUUGAUUUUUUAAAAUACUGACAAAUAAUUAAGGCAAUUAAAAAUAACUUCAUGUGGCCCAACCAAACCUAAUCCUGUCAGUAGUUGUAGCUUGCUCUCCAGUUUUGGACCUUUGUUACAGCUCAGAAGGAAUAAAUUUUAUGACUGGGAAAAAAAGACUUAAAGCAAUUUUGCCGAUAGUUCAGAAUUUCAAACCUAGGAGGACUUGGGAAAAAUACCAACUUUAAUGAAUAUAGUAGAUAAGUUUAAUAGCUUUUAAAUACAGAAGGGCAAAUUGAACUGGUACUUACUAACAUUUUAACUGUGGAAAUAACUGAAGGAAAAAAACCUCUCAGUAUUUAUGGUUUAGUAACUCAUGGUCCUAAGCAAAGCUGAUCUAUAGGUUAUCUUGUAAGGAAAUCUAUCUAUUGAGAAGCCCUUUAUUGUACUUGGAAUUUAUAUGUAAAAUUAAAUCCAGGAGACCCUCUACAUCUCAUCUAUGGGUGUGAAUGUUUACUGUUUGCUGUACCAUCCCACAUUGUCUUCCCAGUCAUUGACUUUCACUAGAAGCAAUAUUGAUUCCUUGGAUUUUAUUCCCUGGAAGAUGGAGCUUUAGGAUGGAAAGAAAUCGAUAGGGAAAAUGUGAUGUGUAGCAGACAUUCAUGUGCCUCUUGCUUACACCGUCCAUUAAAAGAUUGAUUUUAAUUAAGUGGUUUUUAUCAUAAGAAGAUAGAUAUUUUGAUUGAUUAAACCCAGUACCUCAUAUAUGGUAGAGCUUAAUGAUAUUUGUAGAAGUGAAUCCUGUGGAUUAAACCACAUUUACUAUUAGUAUGAAGUACUUUAAUCACAUAAUCACAUUCAGACUUAGUUGGACUGUGUAAAAUGGAACUUUAGAAGUCAGAUCUAAGAAAGAAGUGGACCAUAGGCAUAUAGAGGGCAAAGUGUGGGUCUUUGAUUGGAGUAAGGAGGAUGAGGUGAGGGUAGGAGAAGGGAUUGAGUAUGCUUUUGCUCAGUGCCUUUUGGUUCUAUUUUUGUAGCUCCUAUUUCUUAGGACAUACAUUCUCUACUUUGUCUGGUAGGUUUAUCUAAGCAGGCUGGACCUUAUGAGGGAGAAGGAAAUGGAACGUCUAUAGUUCUGAGUUAUGGGUGCUACAUGUGUGCUCCCAGAGCAGUAGUGUGAGGAAGCUUGAAGUGGGAUGGCAGGACGGCCUCAUCCUUUUGACAGUAACUCCAGUGAUCCAGAGAACUGGGAUCGGAAAUUGCAUAGUAGACCUCAUAAACUUUGUAAACAUUCAAGUACCCCCUCACGUGUUGCUAAAGGAGUUGUCAACCACACCAAAAUGAGUCUACAUAGUACUAGUGGGGGACAUGAGAGAUCGAGAGACAGACGGAGGUCCAGUGAUAGAUCACGAGAUUCAUCUCAUGAAAGAACGGAAUCUCAGCUUACUCCGUGUAUUAGAAAUGUUACUUCCCCAACACGACAGCACCAUGUUGAACGAGAAAAAGAUCACAGUUCCUCUCGUCCAAGUAGUCCUCGACCUCAGAAAGCAUCUCCAAAUGGUUCCAGUAGCAGUGCUGGUAACAGUAGCAGGAACAGUAGUCAGUCAAGUUCCGAUGGCAGCUGUAAGGCGUCUGGGGAGAUGGUGUUUGUAUAUGAAAACGCAAAAGAGGGAGCCCGGAGUGUACGAACAUCAGAACGAGUGACGCUAAUAGUGGAUAACACUAGAUUUGUUGUGGACCCAUCCAUUUUUACUGCACAGCCAAACACAAUGUUGGGCAGGAUGUUUGGAUCUGGCAGAGAACAUAACUUUACACGUCCCAAUGAGAAGGGAGAGUAUGAGGUGGCAGAGGGAAUUGGAUCCACUGUGUUUCGAGCUAUUCUAGAUUACUAUAAAACAGGAAUAAUCCGUUGUCCUGAUGGCAUUUCUAUUCCUGAACUGAGAGAAGCAUGUGACUAUCUUUGUAUCUCUUUUGAAUAUAGUACUAUUAAAUGUAGAGAUCUCAGUGCCCUAAUGCAUGAGUUAUCAAAUGAUGGUGCUCGUAGACAGUUUGAAUUUUAUCUGGAAGAAAUGAUCCUGCCUCUCAUGGUAGCUAGUGCCCAGAGUGGGGAACGAGAAUGCCACAUAGUGGUGCUUACAGACGAUGAUGUGGUUGAUUGGGAUGAAGAGUAUCCACCACAGAUGGGAGAGGAGUAUUCACAAAUUAUUUAUAGCACAAAAUUAUAUAGAUUUUUCAAGUACAUUGAAAACAGAGAUGUGGCCAAAUCAGUUUUGAAGGAGAGGGGUCUUAAGAAGAUUAGACUGGGAAUAGAAGGUUAUCCUACCUACAAAGAAAAAGUAAAGAAAAGGCCUGGGGGCCGCCCAGAAGUGAUUUACAAUUAUGUCCAAAGACCCUUUAUUCGAAUGUCCUGGGAGAAGGAAGAAGGAAAGAGUCGGCAUGUAGACUUUCAAUGUGUAAAGAGUAAAUCUAUCACCAAUCUUGCAGCAGCUGCCGCUGACAUUCCUCAGGACCAGCUGGUAGUCAUGCACCCCACUCCACAAGUCGAUGAGCUGGAUAUUCUCCCUGUCCAUCCCCCUUCUGGCAGUAAUGACCUCGACCCUGAUGCCCAGAACCCAAUGCUGUGACGUCGACGUUCCUGGAAACCAUAGCAUGCUACUUUUCACAGUGACGUUGCACUCUCCUCAUUCUGCACUGCAGGCCGCUCUCCUCACUGUGAGAUGCACAUAACAGUGUUUAGUAAUUGCAGUGUAGGCUUUUUUAAAGACCAAAGGUAGCUGAAUGGUUUUUUAAGAGAGUACAGCUCUACCAUCCUGAGGUUCCAGUUACAUAAAUGUCUUUGUUUACCAGUAGGUUUGUGAAAUUGGUUCUUUGUAUGGGGGACAGUUCUUUUUCACACAUCUAGAUCUUUUCAGAAGUGGUGGAAAUUGGCAGCUGGGGUAUUUUCAGUCUAGAUUGACAUUCAUGACAUCCCAGAUAAAAUGUAGAGUAUUAUAUAGUUGCACUUUAUAAAUGGUGGUUAAAUGGAACUGUUCAAGCCAUUUUUAUAGUUGUGAUGCGCAAUAUAACUUAAGUAAGUGCUUCUAUCAAAAUUUUCCUUCAGUAAAAUGUGUAUAGUUUGCUGCCCAAGAUGAGCAGAAAAAUGAAUUUUUAUCACUGGGCUUAUUUGAAUGAUAAGGAUGAGAUUCAAUGCCUGUAUCUUACUGGUUCCCUCCAGUGCCAUUUUCACCUUUUUAGAAUGUGUCACAUGCAGGGAGUGUGAACAUCAGAGUUGGUUUAUUAUCCAGUCUGCCUUACCCUUAAUCUGUUCACAGAUAUUUAUUUACUAAUGCUUUUUUUUCUUACAAGUUAUGGGAUAGGAAAAUGAAGUGUUGCUCUUCAUUUACUAAAUGAUUGUAAACUCAAGUUUUUCAUCAAAAUAAAAUUCCAUUGUUUUAAUGAUUCUGAUCACCUGUAUAACCACCUUGACCAGAUUUUUGGUCUCGUAAUUAGAUUUUCUAUUCUUGUUGGUGUCAGUAACUAGAAACCAAAUAGUAGCUCAGGGAACUCUUAAUUUGGUAUAUGUGUGCACUUAUAUUCCCCACUAAUUAUAAAAUGUACUAUAAAUCCAAAACAGUAUUAAAGCUGAAAGGAACAUUUUCUAGUCCAACCUGACAUGAAGGGCAAAAUACUUUUACUAGGUUAUAUAUAGUAACCUCAAGUUUCAGAGCCAAUUUCUAACAACAGUUCAGUGCUUUCCCCAUUAUAUCACACUGUUCUGCUUACUAAAUUAUUCAUGCAAAUGCUAUUUUCUAAUAUUCUGAUUCAUUCUUGAAUUGGACCAUAGAAGUAUUUAGGUGCUUUGAGUCUGGAGUCAUAUGGCUUAAAUGUAUGAAGCCAUACAGCUGUGAGUGGUAGUAUAAAGGAGUUGUAUGAAGCCAGUUUGGUGCAGCUAGUCUUGAAACUAUAAUUUCAGAGGAUUUGAAAUUUGUGUUUAAGCAGCAGUGUCUCUCCAAAUUGUUGCAAUUUUAACUAUUUUAACAAUAUAGCUAAGCUAGUAACAUGGGAAGUCAUGUAAGUCCCAGAAUUGUUAUGAAGGCCACAAAGGCAUUAUAGUAAAUGCUAUUGGGAUGGA